Molecule: messenger RNA, 1098 nt
Organism: Daldinia childiae
Lineage: Eukaryota; Fungi; Ascomycota; Sordariomycetes; Xylariales; Hypoxylaceae
Product: NADH dehydrogenase (ubiquinone) complex I, assembly factor 6
Exons: 2
Coding region: 1-1098 (365 amino acids)
Biological process (GO): mitochondrial respiratory chain complex I assembly; biosynthetic process
Cellular component (GO): mitochondrion
Source: RefSeq, a predicted model, not a curated record
AUGUAUCGUGCGACUCGAGCACGUUUAGGCCUUCGAUGGCCUAGACAUCAGUUACGAUUCUCACAGAGAUCUUAUGUAACCGAUGUUGAUGUAGAUAAGGCAAGGCAGUAUUGUGUUGCACAGCUGAGACAGUCCGACUACGAUUCUUAUUUAAUUCGGAAUAUUCUACCUAAACAGAGACAGGAUGCUUAUGAUGCGUUACGAGCUUUUAAUCUUGAGCUGGUUCGGCUUCCAGAGCUUGUAUCAAACCCCACCAUUGGUUUGAUGAGGAUGCAAUUCUGGCGGGAUGCUGUUAACAACACAUUUGCCGGCAAACCCCCAAAAGAACCUAUUAUGAUCUUAUUGCAUAAGGUUAUCUCGGAGCUUACUGAGAUGGGUGGCACUCCAAGCUCUAUCAAGUUCUGGUUACUGCGCCUGAUUAAUACUCGGGAACAGUAUAUGGAUAAUAAGCCGUUCACUAGUCUGGCUUCAUUAGAGGAGUACGCAGAGAACACAUACUCAACGCUGAUGUAUUCGAAUCUAGCAGCACUUUCUAUUAAUUCCAUGCAUAUGGACCAUUUAGCUAGUCAUAUCGGAAAAGCAUGUGGUAUUGUGGCUAUCCUUCGAGGCGUCCCGGUUUUAGCAGCCCCCUCGCCGCCUGUUAAAUCACCUUAUGGAGCUAGUGUAGGGAAUGGUAGGAACCCAGUCCUAUUACUACCGCUAGAUGUCAUGGCGGAGACGGGUUUGAAAGAGGAAGAUGUCUACCGAAAUGGCCCUCGUGCGGAUGGUUUCCAAGAUGCUGUCUUCAAAGUCGCGACCCGGGCUAAUGACCACUUAAUCACUGCAAGAGAGAUGUUGAAAAACCUCCGCGCGGGGCAAAGCCCUGGCCAUGAAUACGAACACCAUGGCGAAGAGCAACAUGAAUACCCGUUAGCGACUCAUGGAGACGAUGACACUAAACGAGACCUCCAACGAGGAUUUAACGUCAUGCUGGAAGGCAUCCCAGCUAGCGAUUACCUGACAAGGCUUGAAGCCCAGAACUUCGAUCCCUUUACAGUGAGCAGCAGUUGGAAACUUCCGUGGCGGUUAUGGAGAGCAAUAAAGACGAGACAAAUUUAA